UACGCGGAGCGCUCAGCUGUGGCAAGGUGAAGGUCAAGUUGAAAAGUACCAAAACAAGGUUAAAUUUUUGUAAGUUAAAUGUAACAAUGGCUUUAAACAAAGUGACACGACUUUCUAGCAUGUGUACGCAUUUAGUGAGAAAUUGUUCAGCAGUCCAUACCUCUGCGGCUACAUUACAGAAAUGGAAAAUUGGAAAAAUAAACCAUAUUGCCAUUGCUACUCCAGACAUUGAGAAAACAGCAGCACUCUAUAGAGAUGUCUUGGGAGCAAAAGUCAGUGAAAAACAUCCACAGCCUGACCAUGGUGUUUAUACAGUGUUUGUUGAACUUGGUGAUACAAAAAUAGAGCUUUUAAACCCACUUGGAGAGAAAAGUCCUAUCCAAAAUUUUCUGGAUAAAAACAAAAGCGGAGGCAUGCACCACAUAUGUCUAGAGGUAGACAAUAUAAAAGAAGCAAUGAAAGAUCUAAAGUCUAAGAACAUCCGAUUGCUGAGUGAGGAGCCCAGAAUAGGAGCUCACGGAAAACCUGUGGUCUUUUUACAUCCUAAGGACUGUAACGGAACUUUGGUAGAGUUAGAGGAAGUAUAGACUGUGCUCUGGUUAUUGACACUGGAAAUAGUUCUAGAGAAUACUCAGUUGUUGUUACAAGAUUAGCUCAGAAUGCCAUGAUACAUGCCAGAAUACAGUUUUUGUAGAAUGAGUUUAAUCUGAUACCUCAACCUAUUUUGUAUUUUUUACUAAUUCAAACAAUAUUUUUUUUGUGUAAAAAAUUUAUUUUGCGUUCCCACAAGUCAUUUGAUAAGCCAGUUGGCUUUCUAUCAGUCGCUUUAUACAUAAUCAUUUUUUUUUUCUUAAAUAGUUUGUUUUAAAAACUCAGAACCUAUAUGUCUUGAAUACAUUUUCUGAAUUCAAAAGUAUACAUUUACAAGAUUUAGUUUGAACAUUGGAGUUCAGUUCUGAUAAUGAGAUCAUUUAAUCUUCCCUCAUAUAUUAUAAAGAUUGUGAAAAAUGCCAGUAUCAGACAUAUGCAUCUUUCAUUGAAUUAUAUCACUGACAAUUUAAAAUGUAAGAAAGCAAUGGAAGAACUAGAAUUAGAAGGGUUAUGUUUUGAAUAAUAUAAUACUGUAGAAUGCUACUAUGUGUAUCCACAUUAUUGAGGUUUGAUGGUGAAUUUCAUAUAGAAUCUACUGUUAAAUCAUUCUUAUUUGUUGGGGACUAAUUUUUAUGGAUUUCAGGUUUGUGUUAAUCCACAGAAAUUAAACCCCAACAAAUCAGAAUAUUUUUUGAUGAUUUAAUUAUGUCUUUAGAAACCGAAAUCCUCAAAUGCAUGUCCACAGAAAACAGUUGGAUUUUGCUAAAACAACUGUAUUUAUAUCCACUUAGUAUUUACAAUAUCAUGCUUGAACCCGGCUAACCUUGGUGUAAUACAGGAAGGCCUAAUUUAGUAUUUUUUAUAUUAAAAUAGUACCAAUAUGCUAGUACUUACUACGGUAUAUACAUUUGAUUAAUGUUAUACAUAGUAAUUGUUAGAAUGCUUAAGUUGUAAUUGUUAGAUGUUUUAGAAUUAUUUAUCUGUAUUUCAUUUUAAAAAAUAAAUGAUACUGUAUCGCUA
This is a messenger RNA of Mercenaria mercenaria, 1611 nucleotides long. RefSeq names its product methylmalonyl-CoA epimerase, mitochondrial-like. The transcript is spliced from 6 exons. Gene Ontology annotation, molecular function: methylmalonyl-CoA epimerase activity. Bases 87 to 587 code for a protein of 166 amino acids. Lineage: Eukaryota; Metazoa; Mollusca; Bivalvia; Venerida; Veneridae. The record is from RefSeq and is a predicted model, not a curated record. Gene Ontology annotation, biological process: L-methylmalonyl-CoA metabolic process. Gene Ontology annotation, cellular component: mitochondrion.